AAAUACAGGUAUCAUCACCAUGAACAUGGAUCAAGCAAAUGAAGCAAAACCCUUCACUUCCUCCUCUUCCUCUUGUGUCUCUCAAUCACGUCUCCUUCUUGUGUUCCUCUCUCCACGACUCCAUAAAGUUCUAUCAGGAGGUGCUCGGAUUCGAGCUCGUCAAACGGCCUUCCUCCUUGGGUUUCGAGGGUGCAUGGCUCUACAAGUACGGGGUUGGCGUGCAUUUGCUGCUACGAGAUUCGCCGGCGACGACAGAGCCUAAGUCGCGAAAGAUUGAUCCGAAAGACAAUCACAUUUCGUUCCAAGUGAGCGACACGAGAAUCACGAGAAGAAUAUUGGAAGAGAAGAAAAUAGAAUAUGUGAGUGGAGUAGUGAGGGAAGGUGAGUUGGAGGUGGAGCAACUCUUCUUCCACGAUCCUGAUCACAACAUGAUCGAGAUAUGUGACUGUCAAAAUAUCCCCGUGAUUCCUCUUUGAUCUAUUGAUCGAUGCAUGAUGUGAUGAUGAAGACGAUGAUAAAAUAUGUAGAAAUAGUAAUUGUAGCAUUCAUUGUGUAACAUUUGUCAUUUUGUGUGUUUGUUUUGAAAUGAUAAUUCUUUAUUAUGAUA
This is a messenger RNA of Zingiber officinale, 607 nucleotides long. Its product is annotated as metallothiol transferase FosB-like. The record is from RefSeq and is a predicted model, not a curated record. NCBI's taxonomy places the organism in Eukaryota, Viridiplantae, Streptophyta, Magnoliopsida, Zingiberales, Zingiberaceae. The transcript has 2 exons. Bases 39 to 476 code for a protein of 145 amino acids.